AUGGAGAUGAAGCACACAAAUAAAAUCCAAACACAUGUUAAUUCUGAAGGAUCCUCGAUGGAAGAUAUCAUGGGCAACAAGAGGAAGACGAUUGUCCAUGCAUCAGGCGAGGGCGGUGGCCCAAGAACGCUCAAUAGGCUUCGUUUGAACAAAGUCACAAUAGCUUUUUUCACCAUGGGACUGCUCAUUGGCCUGCCUACAAUGGUAAUCACGACAGCGGCCAACCAAAUGUUCGCCGGCGUGACCGGAGUCUAUGGCAUCUGCCUCGAUCUCUCUGCCGCCCUAGCCUCCUUUACUACGCCUAUGUACGCUCGUUACAUACCUUAUAACGUGUGCAUGAUCAUCUGCACCUUGGCAUCGCUGCUCUCCUACCUCUUAUGUACUUUGCCGCAGCCUAUCUCGGACUCAUCCCAUUUCAACAAGGCAGGCCCAGUCGUUGGGACUGUUCUGGCAGGCUUCGUUUAUGCCUUCGGGUCAAACACGUACAUGGCCGUGGCCGCCUUCUUCGAGCCCGAGGCCGUGCUUGCUCUCAGCGUAGGGAGCAGCUUCUCUAUCAUCCUGGGGCCGGGCGUGUUCAUCGGCCUUGCGAGCGCUUUCGACCAGAAUUGGCGCAAGGCAUUGCUCCUGUUUCUGUUUACGGGGGGACUUAUCCCGUUCGUGUGGUGGGGCCUCUUCGACAAAUGCGGUCGGUCCGAGGCUGAACGCUCGAGAUUGGGUACGGUGGGAAAAGUAGAGUCGGCCAGCAGCAGUCCAAUGACUGGGGUAGGUGAGGCCACACUCGCUAGUCGCGUGUCCGAUGUCGAGGCUGUUGCAGAACGUGCUGUUCCAGCGGCGAAUAUCGUCCAGGACGGCCUAGAUACCGCCUCGGAGCCUCAGAGACCCGGGUUUGGUCCAAAGAGGACACGAGUGGGACUGCUAUUCAAAGAGCUAACGCCGAAAUACGUAUUUCCCCUUUUCACUCUCGAGAGGUUCCGGGCGAGACCGAACACAGACCUGCAAUUCGAAAUCGUUUUCUUCUCGUACGGAAGUGCUCAAUUCAUAUUUAGCACACUUUCUGCAGCCCGUCCUAUGCCUAUGAUAUGGGCUUGGGCUCUGACACAGCUGGCUUUGGCUGUUGUCGGCAUUGUGCAGCUAUGGCAUCCUUUUCUGACCUAUUACGGAGUUUGGGUAGUGUGGAUGUUCUUGGUGGGAGCCUGUGUUGGUGGAGGUGUGACCAAUACGAAUUAUAAAAUCGCAGAGGAUUUUCGUCGGGCUGGAGAGCCGGAUGAAGUACGUAGUUUUGCCAUGAGCUAUGCAGGACUGGGCAAUUUUGGUGGUGAUGCCUUUGGUGGAGCAUUGGGUCUAGUCAUGCAAGUUCUUGCCUCGAGAUCAAUGAAGAAGUGGACGGUGUAG
Molecule: messenger RNA, 1392 nt
Organism: Cryphonectria parasitica EP155
Lineage: Eukaryota; Fungi; Ascomycota; Sordariomycetes; Diaporthales; Cryphonectriaceae
Exons: 4
Coding region: 1-1392 (463 amino acids)
Biological process (GO): regulation of intracellular pH
Cellular component (GO): vacuole; membrane
Source: RefSeq, a predicted model, not a curated record